This is a messenger RNA of Puma concolor (puma), 594 nucleotides long. The record is from RefSeq and is a predicted model, not a curated record. Lineage: Eukaryota; Metazoa; Chordata; Mammalia; Carnivora; Felidae.
AUGAGUAGUGAGGGGGGGCAGGCCCAGAGGCUGCUGGCCCAGCGGAGGCCCCAGCGGCCCUUCUUGGAAUCCUUCAUCCGGGUCCUCAUCAUUGUGUGUGCCGCCCUGGCCCUGGUCCUCUCCUCCGUCUCCAUCUGCGAUGGCCACUGGCUGCUGGCUGAGGACCGCCUCUUUGGGCUCUGGCACUUCUGCACUUCCUCCAACCAGACGGGGCCACGCUGCCUCAGGGACCUGAGUCAGGCCCACGUGCCCGGGCUGGCCGUGGGCAUGGUCCUGGCCCGCAGCGUGGGCGCCUUGGCUGUGGUGGUCGCCAUUUUGGGCCUGGAGCUCCUCAUGGUGUCCCAGGUGUGUGAAGACCUCCACUCACGGCGCAAGUGGGCUGUGGGCUGUGUCCUCCUCCUCGUCUCUUUCAUCCUCUCGUCCGGGGGGCUCCUGAGUUUCGUGAUCCUCCUCUGGAACCAGGUCACGCUCAUUGGUUUCACCCUGAUGUUCUGGUGCGAGUUCACGGCCUCCUUCCUCUUCUUUCUGAAUGCCAUCAGCGGCCUUCACGUCAACAGCAUCACCCAUCCCUGGAGCCAACCGAGGAAGUUUUAG